UAUAAACAUGAUGAGUUCAAAUCCUGUGUUCUGUUUAUGUCAUAAUAGUUACAUUAUUAUGAAUAUUUUGAAAAUAAAACCUUUUUUUAAAUAAAUACUUGUAAUAAAAUGAUAAUAGAAUGAAUCCAACAGAAUUUUGAGAUUGAAUCGCUUAAUAUGUGAUAUAAGUAUAAUUUUUGAGAGUUAAUGGUGACAGAGAUUAGUUACAGCUGCUGUUAUUGGAGCCUUUACAGUGACAUUCACUCCGUCUCGCAUUUCAAAGUGGUGCCACAAAUCAUCAGGCUGUGCACCGCGGUACAAAACGUGUGUGACAUUCCAGUUGAUUACCCUGCUCAGCUGGAUUUAAGGCCAAAGCACUAACCGUGCAAAAUGCAACUCUCCCUCAGAGAUGCACGGUCUCCCCCUCUCUGCAAUUGCUGCUUAUUUUACAGACUGUAUUUCAUUGAUUUAAUUCUACAUUUUGCCUCUAUGUGCUGCUGGCUGGAUUGUUUUUGGCGCGGUUCAUCUUAAAUGACUUGCUAAUGUAACCCCUCAUAUGUGCUGCAUCAUUAGCUCGUAGACGAACCGCACUUAUAUCCCCAAAGACGCCAUCUGGCCGGGUGCUUACAGUAUUUAGUCAAUGCAAAUGACAUUUUCAUGAGCGUUUACAAACACAGACACAUGCAUCGUUAUGCUGUUCUAUUAUACCACCGCAUUAAAGUAUUAACGCUGCUCACUCCAGAUGAGAAUAAUUCCUUCGGCAUCAUUUUGGUCCUGCAAACUGGGAUUGUAAUCGACUUGCUGUGUGUGCGGUUGUCUUCCCUUAAGCAUUUUCUGCAGAGACUGGAGCAGCUGAAUCAGUAUCCAGACUUCAACAACUAUUUGAUAUUCGUCCUGACAAAGUUGAAAUCGGAAGACGAGCCAACCCGAUCCUUGAGCGGACUGAUUCUGAAGAACAAUGUCAAGGCUCACUAUCAUAACUUCCCAAACGGCGUGUCUGAUUUCAUCAAGAGCGAGUGCCUCCAAAACAUCGGGGAUUCUUCUCCCCUCAUUCGGGCCACAGUCGGUAUCCUUAUCACCACAAUUGCCUCCAAAGGAGAGCUGCAAAACUGGCCUGAGCUGCUGCCAAAUCUUUGCCUUCUGCUGGACUCUGAGGACUACAACACAUGUGAGGGAGCAUUCGGAGCGCUGCAGAAGAUCUGCGAGGAUUCUGCUGAGAUCCUGGACAGUGACAUGCUGGACCGUCCGCUUAAUGUCAUGAUCCCCAAGUUUCUGCAGUUUUUUACACACAGGAGUCCUAAAAUUAGGUCUCACGCCAUCGCCUGUGUCAACCAGUUUAUCAUCAGCAGGACUCAGGCGCUGAUGCUUCACAUCGACCCUUUCAUCGAGAACCUGUUUGCUCUGGCGACGGACGACGAGCCGGAGGUGAGGAAGAACGUGUGCAGAGCUCUGGUCAUGCUGUUGGAGGUCCGUCUGGACCGCCUCCUGCCGCACAUGCACAACAUCAUCGAGUACAUGCUUCAGAGGACUCAGGACCAAGACGAGAACGUCGCGCUGGAGGCCUGCGAGUUCUGGCUUACUCUCGCGGAGCAGCCUGUGUGCAAGGAGGUUCUGUGCGGUCACCUCUCUCAGCUCAUUCCAGUGCUUGUCAACGGUAUGAAGUACUCAGAGAUUGACAUCAUCCUGCUCAAGGGCGACAUUGAGGAGGAUGAAGCCAUUCCAGACAACGAGCAAGACAUCAGACCCCGCUUCCACCGCUCCCGCACGGUUGCCCAGCAACACGAGGGUGAUGGGAUUGAAGAAGAGGAUGAUGAUGAUGACGAGCUGGAUGAUGAUGACGCCAUCUCUGACUGGAACCUGCGAAAAUGCUCGGCGGCAGCGCUGGACGUGUUGGCCAACGUCUUCAGGGACGAUCUCCUGGUGCACAUCCUCCCUCUGCUCAAAGAGCUGCUUUUCCACCCAGAGUGGGUAGUCAAAGAGUCUGGCAUCUUAGUGCUGGGGGCUAUAGCUGAAGGCUGCAUGCAGGGCAUGAUCCCAUAUUUGCCUGAGCUCAUCCCACAUCUCAUCCAGUGCUUGUCCGACAAGAAGGCGCUGGUGCGAUCCAUCACCUGCUGGACCCUGAGCCGCUACGCCCACUGGGUGGUCAGCCAGCCGCCGGACAUCUACCUGAAGCCUUUAAUGACGGAGCUGCUCAAGCGGAUUCUAGACAGCAACAAGCGGGUUCAGGAGGCCGCCUGCAGUGCCUUUGCCACCCUGGAGGAGGAGGCUUGCACAGAACUGGUGCCGUACCUGGCGUUCAUCCUGGACACCCUGGUGUAUGCCUUCAACAAGUACCAACACAAAAACCUGCUCAUCCUUUACGACGCCAUCGGAACGCUGGCAGACUCGGUGGGACACCACCUCAACAAACCAGAGUACAUCCAGAUGUUGAUGCCACCAUUGAUCCAAAAGUGGAAUCAGCUUAAAGAUGAAGACAAAGAUCUUUUUCCUCUAUUAGAAUGUCUGUCCUCUGUAGCCACGGCGCUACAGAGCGGCUUCCUGCCAUAUUGUGAGCCCGUGUACCAACGCUGUGUCAACCUGGUCCAGAAAACUCUGGCUCAGGCCAUGCUUCAUCAGUCACAGCCAGACCAGUACGAGGCUCCUGACAAAGACUUCAUGAUCGUGGCUUUGGAUCUCCUCAGUGGACUGGCCGAAGGUUUGGGGGGCACCAUCGAGCAGCUGGUUGCUCGUAGCAACAUCCUCACCCUCAUGUACCAGUGCAUGCAGGACAAAAUGCCAGAAGUGCGGCAGAGUUCUUUCGCGUUACUUGGAGAUCUGACUAAGGCUUGUUUCCAGCAUGUCAAACCAUGCAUCGGUGAUUUCAUGCCAAUAUUGGGAACUAACUUAAACCCUGAGUUAAUAUCAGUGUGCAACAAUGCAACCUGGGCAAUCGGAGAGAUAUCUAUACAAAUGGGGCCUGAAAUGCAGCCAUACGUUGCCAUGGUGCUGCACCAGCUGGUGGAGAUCAUAAACAGGCCCAACACUCCAAAGACUCUUCUGGAAAACACAGCAAUAACAAUUGGUCGUCUUGGUUACGUUUGUCCUCAAGAGGUGGCUCCCAUGCUACAGCAGUUUAUAAGACCCUGGUGCACCUCUCUGCGAAAUAUAAGAGACAAUGAGGAGAAAGACUCCGCCUUCAGAGGAAUUUGCACCAUGAUCAGUGUAAAUCCAGGAGGCGUAGUGCAGGAUUUUAUAUUCUUCUGUGAUGCAGUGGCCUCCUGGGUUAAUCCAAAAGAGGAUCUGAGAGAAAUGUUCUACAAGAUCCUUCAUGGCUUUAAGAACCAGGUGGGAGAAGAGAAUUGGAGGCGUUUCGCGGAUCAGUUCCCGAUGCCACUGAAGGAACGCUUGGCAGCCUUUUAUGGGGUGUAGCUGUUUCCACCGCACUGUGGUCAUUCACUGUGGGAUUUGAUGUCGGGAACCAUCCCAGGGAACGUUACCCUUUACUGGGGGGAAGGGUGUGCUCUCUGAGGGGAGGGAAGGGUCGCAGACCCCUCCUCAACUCAGUGGACGGGGUGGGAGGGAGGUGGCAGUAGCUGCAGUGCCCUCGUGCACGAGCUAAGGGGGAAAAGCAGAGCAAACCUUAUCAUGGGAGGAUCAUUCACUUAAAUCACAAAUAUUUUCUUUUCCUCCGUUGAUUUCCCAAUGUUUUAGUUAAAAAUGGGGGUUUUAAGGCAUAUUUGCAUUUCUAAGAAGGCUGUUCUGGAAAGAGGAAAUUAUAAUUAUGCCGAGGUGUUGUAGCUUCAAGCCCUGAGAUGUUCUCAAAAGAACCAGAUUCUCCAAACCUCCUGUAGCAAAGCAGAGGCUUUCAGUCUCCACGGAGCUAAUUCAAGGAACAGCUUUCCUGGGAAUGGGUAGCAUGCUUUUAUUAUUGUGGAAAAAAAACUGUUAAACAUCAGUGAUGUGUGUUGACAGUGGACAUAGCUUACUGGAUAAGGUUCUUUGGUCAUGUGACUUUUGUACUUUUUGCCAUACGUUUGUUUCCUCUGCCAGAUGACUGCAGCCGAAGCGCUGUACCGUAGCAUGACAGGGUUUAAGUUUAGGCUCUGUGUAACAUCCCAGCGUGAACAGCAAGCCUCUGUUUGCUUCUGUGGCGUGAAUGUAACAUUGAUCAGCAGGCACAUCGAAGCUUUAGUUGCUUUAUCUUCAGUGUUGUCUGUGACUGAAAAAUGAAGGAGACUAUGCAGGUUAGCAUCCUGCCUGUUGUUUUUAUGGGACAAUAAGAAGACUCUGUAAUUGUGACACAAAACCAUCCAAUCAAUGUUGAAUAUGUUUCCUUUUUCCUGCUUCCUGUGUUAACAGCAUGAUCUUUAGGGUGACUGUGUAAUGUUCUGGGUGGUUGUCACUGUGAGGUACUUGGAUGCUUUCAUCUCUUGCAUGUUGGUGGCCCGUCACACCCCAGCGUAUCGUGAGCGGGAAGGGGAUCGUGGGAGGGAGGGAGGGGAGCUUUAACUCUUUUAAGAAGUAUGUAUCGCCACACUGAGACUCAUAUAACCCUUACACGUGCCGGAGUGCUCUCCCUGAACCAUCCCUCCCCAUCGCUGGAUGUCGUUUUUAAAUACUGUGAAAGUACAAGAAUGUGUCGUUUUACUUCAAGUGUCAAAAUGUUUUUGUUUGUUUUUCUAGCCUGGAUGUAUUCCAUGAUGAGGUGGAGAGACUUAAAUUUUUUUUAAGAACCCAGCCAGUGAAAUUUCCUCUGCUGGUCAGAGCAAAAACUGUAGUAUUUUAAUCCUUUUUAAUGGAUAGUAACUGCUUGAAUAAAUGCCAAACUCCUGACAGAUGAAUUACUGCUGCUAAUCAUGUAAUACACAAAAAAGCCAUCUUUAUACAGCAGUUAUUGGAGGGUCACUGCGAAGAAGAAUUAACAUUACUUUAAAUUUAAAGGUGAACUGCAGGACAUCAUGGAAUACAAAGGCAAAUUCUUCUGAAUCCAGUCAUUUUGUGUUUUUUAAAAAAAGUGAUUUUGUUUGUCACAUUCCAGCUGUUCGGCAUGCAAGAAAAAGGAGUCGCCACAUCCGUCACUGAGAGAUUGUGUCAAUGAAAAAUAAUCCCCACUAUUACUGUGCCGUCCUCGACUCGACCGCUGCUAUGAUUUUCUCGUCGUGUUUCACCACUUGAAUAUGUGUUUUGUAGUUUCUGACCUCAGGUUGUUGUUUUUUUGUUCCAGUGUUAUUUAUCUUUUUACCAACGUGUACGCCUUUAUGCAUCUCCUCACUCGUCCAGUAAAAGUCGCUCUUCGUGUUAUGUAACCGUGGGUGUUGCAUUGGCAUCCAUUGGCGUUGAUCUGUGCAACUCUGAGCCCUCAUGCGUUGACAUUAAUUGCAAAACUAAAGAGUUAGAACAAUUCAGAAGUGGUAACUUGCACACAUCUUUGGUCAAUAGUUGAAUCUCUGCACAAUGCCGUCAGAGCAAAUAUUUCAAUUAUUUGGUCUUUUGCAAUGAAGUUAUACUCCUACAAACAGCAGAAAUGGUUUAAAAAUAAUAAGUUGGCAAUGUUUGCAAAUACAAGUGUGACUUUCUACAAAGCUUUAUUGAAUUUUGUAUUUUAUAAAGCACUCACCCAUGGUGAAGAAUGUCUGCUCUUGUAUUCAAUUAGCUUUUAAACCUACAAAUAGUGUCUGCCUUCACAUUUUUUGCUAAGAAAAGCAAAAACAUCAUUUUAAUAAACAUUUUUUCCUCUUUUUUUUAAAUAAGCUGCUGAAUUUUAAGAAAAAAAAGUAAUACUUUUGGGGCCACCAAAUAUUUUGGAUCAUGCAAAGAUUCUAUAUUGUACUGUAGUAAUUUUGUAAUAUUUGUAAGAUGAAAUAGUGAGUGUGACUGGUUACCAUUGCUUGAAUCUGUACAUUGUUCCAAUAAAUUGUUUACAUUAUAAA
This is a messenger RNA of Oryzias melastigma (Indian medaka), 5888 nucleotides long. It is a transcript of the gene tnpo1, whose product is annotated as transportin 1. The transcript has 23 exons. The record is from RefSeq and is a predicted model, not a curated record. Lineage: Eukaryota; Metazoa; Chordata; Actinopteri; Beloniformes; Adrianichthyidae. The coding region runs from base 637 to 3387 and encodes 916 amino acids. Gene Ontology annotation, cellular component: nucleus; cytoplasm. Gene Ontology annotation, molecular function: small GTPase binding; nuclear import signal receptor activity. Gene Ontology annotation, biological process: protein import into nucleus.